Molecule: messenger RNA, 354 nt
Organism: Dacryopinax primogenitus
Lineage: Eukaryota; Fungi; Basidiomycota; Dacrymycetes; Dacrymycetales; Dacrymycetaceae
Exons: 3
Coding region: 158-337 (59 amino acids)
Source: RefSeq, a predicted model, not a curated record
GUGCCUUGGGUCUAACGAGAGUGGGAGAGGUGCCGGAGCGGGAGGUGGCCCUACGCGGAAGAACGUUGACAUAGAGCGGUUCAGUUGUCUUAGCCUCCAUAUACGGUACAGCGCUGUGAGGAGCACAAGUCCGCUGGCGAUAAGCACGAAUAUCCAUAUGAAGACGUCGGAUGGAAGUGCGCUUGUGCCUCCUCCGGAGAUGGGGACGCCGUUGGGUGUUGUGGUUGGGUUUGCGAAGAGGUUGAAUGAUGUGGAGGUGCUGGAGGAGGAUGAGUCGGUGUUGGUGUUAGUUGAAGGGGUAGAAGUUGGAAAUGUUGAUGGAAAUCCUAGCGAUUGACGCCUGGCUAAUGAUGG